GGUCCCACUCAGUGUUCCUUGAGCUGUUGACGUGAAAACCCAAAGAAACAUUUACGUUUUGAAGUGGUUGUCUUAAAAGGCCGUAUGGCGGAUGUGAGAGAGAUGUGUUAAUGAAGUCGAUACUCGUAUACGAUCCCGUGUGGUAAUUGAGAGCUCGAGGAUCUUCGAUAAAGUGUAUUCCGGCGGGAAAAAUAAAGAAAAAGAGUGCAGCAACCUUUUCAAAUGGCGAGAGUAGUUUGUGGUCAGGUAUGACAUUGCGCGGUGAUGGUCUUCUUCUUGGGAGACUUGAAUCGGAGGUGGUGAUUCAGGUGUUGUGAACUGUUAACACCCACCCACCCCCCCCUCGGUGGGCGUCCGUAGGCGUCGUGUCCUUCCUUCCUCCUUCCUCGGAGGCGUAGAAGAGGGCUAAGACUUCGGAACAUGAGCUUAUAGCGAAAUUGCGGACCGACCUCAUGGAAGGCGAGCGGUGGACCAAGAGGGCGACGAAGAAGGAGGGUUUGGACGGCGCUCCUCCGAGGUGCUUCUUCUUCGUCUUCGUCCUGUGGUGGAUGCUGUGCGCGCCCGCGAGUGGCCAAGGUCCUGUGCAGCCUCCCAGGUUCAUAGGUCAGCAAGUGGCCACCGAGAGCUUGGUCAGCGAAGGUCACACCAAGAUCCUGCAGUGUCAGGCACUAGGUUAUCCUCAGCCGGAAUACAGGUGGCAACGGGACGGCGAGGUACUGGGCGAGUUUUCGGGAGAGCAUUUCUACAAGAUUUCCUCCGUCACGAAAGAGGAUGCUGGAGAUUACCGCUGCGUCGCACUCAACUCGGCAGGAGCCAUCUUUUCUGCCAAGAUCACCGUUUCUGUUGCUUACAUGGCUGGGUACAAUGCAACAGAAGGCACAAACGUCACAGUGACUACUGGUAAUGCAGCUGUCCUGUCCCUUCCACCUGUUAAUUCGUACCCUCCCCCAUCUGUGACCUGGCAGGCUGAUGAUGGGUCACUGCUCUAUGGCAUUAAAUAUGCGACAGCGAAUGACGACUCCUCACUUAUUAUUUUGUCUACAGAACGCACAGACAUGAAGACCUAUAGUGCUCGCAUCACAAACACGCAGUUGGGUGUAGAAGAAAUUAGUGGAGACAUCAGGUUAAUAGUGGAGGACAGUGAAUCUGCUCCUGAGGAAGAAAUCGCACCAACCAUGAUUGUCCCGCCAGUAAACACGACCAUUGUCAGGGAAUCCAGUAUUGCACAUUUACAGUGUAUAGCAAAUGCAAGGCCUUUGUAUCAACUGGAGACUCUCUGGUUCAAAGAUGAUGUUCCGAUUGAGUUGUCAGGAGUCGUUUUUUCCCUAAAUGGCCUAUGGAACCGCACUCUGAGUCUCCUUCAAGCAGAUCUGAACUACGCAGGAGUUUAUAAAUGCCAAGUGCGACUAAGAACGAGCAUUGAUGACCCUAUUAUUGCGAUAGCUCAUGUAUCUGUGAUUGACCGUCCGAAGCUGUCACGGCAACUACCUCCUGAGACCUUUGCAGACUUGGGGAAAACUUUGAUGAUACCAUGCUCUGUCACUGGAACACCUGAACCAUAUGUGACUUGGCACAGAGAUGCUGUAAAUAUUGUUACUUUAGAUGACAACAGAUAUCGGGUGCUUUUGAAUGGCUCUCUGGCUAUUUCCUCCGUUCAGGUAAACGACACAGGCAUGUUUCAGUGCCUAGCCUCCAAUGUUGCUGGUGAAACAUCAUCCUACACAUGGCUGAAAGUGAAGACUUCAGCUCCUGUGAUGGACGUAUCUCCAGAGAAUCGCACAGUCUUAGAUGGCCAAGAUGCAACCAUCUCUUGUCGAGCUGGUGGGGCACCUCACCCCAAUGUGACUUGGUUAUUUGAAGAUAAUGUAGAAUUAGUUGAAAAUGGGCACUAUCAAAUACUUGCCUCUGGAGAUUUGCUGAUUGCUGGUGUUAACAGUGAUGAUGAAGGGAAGUACACUUGCGUGAGAUCCAAUGAAGCUGGUACUGUGUCUGAAAGUGCUUGGCUGACUAUUCUAGGUCUAGCUACGGAGUUGAGAAACUUUAAGAGAAUGGCGCGUAGCUCUACAGUCAAAACGCAAAUAACUCAACCUCCGGUGGACACCAGGGUCAUUUUAGGUCGAGUUGCAAAUCUUCAGUGCAAAGUAUCACAUGCACCUACAGUGUCUGUAGGUGUUCAGUGGUUUCAUGAUGGUGUCCAGGUAGAGCCAGAAGGCACUCCUCGUAUUAGCAUUCGGCAGGACGGGACUCUGGAAAUUCAAGAAGUCAGAGCAGCUGAUGUUGGCACCUACACGUGUGUGGUUACAUCAUCAGGGGGAAAUGAGACUCGCUCAGCUCGCCUCGAGGUGAUAGAGUUGCCUUAUGCCCCAACAGGUGUCAAAGCUGAACGAACUCCAUUGAUUCCGAAAUCUGUGCGUGUGUCUUGGACUCCAACUUUUGAUGGAAACAGUCCUAUUGUUAAGUUUAUAGUUCAGAAGAGAGAAUCAGCAUCUGAAGGUGUUGUGGAUGACCUGGGUUUAAAUUGGGUUACGGUGCUUACCAAUGUAAGUGCAGAUGCUACUCAGGCAAUAGUUGGGGACUUGAGACCUUCCACAGCUUACCAGUUCAGAGUCUCCGCUGUGAACAAUGUUGGAGAGGGCUCUGCAUCACUUCCAUCUGAUACUGUGAUAUUGCCCCAAGAAGCUCCAUCAGGCCCACCUCAAGGAUUAGUUGGAUCUCCGAGGUCCUCGACUGAGAUCAUGAUACAGUGGGAGCCUCCACCGGAAGAGGACCGAAAUGGGAUAAUCCAUGGCUUUAUGGUGCGUUACAGACUUUGGGGCUACAAGGACUCGCAGUGGUAUUAUCGCAAUAUUACUAAAGAGAGUCAGCAUAAUUACCUCAUUGGGGGACUUAUUAUCUGGAAGGACUAUGAGAUUCAGGUGGCUGCCUACAACAUUAAAGGUGUUGGUGUUUACUCGCAUAGCAUUCGCGUGAAGACUAAGGAGGGCAUACCAGCUGCCCCGCCUAAGGAUGUUGCAGCUGUGGCACUGACAUCAACCUCUGUUAAUGUAACAUGGAAACCCCCAGACCCCUGGAUGAUUAAUGGAAUAAACCAAGGCUACAAAGUUCAGGCUUGGAGAGGUAAACCAGAGAACGCCAUUGAACCGGACAAAACAUUAACGGUCCCACCCAGCGCCUAUCCUGAUGCUCAGUUGUCUGCAGUGGUGGAAGACCUUAGGAGAUACACAGAAUAUUACAUUACGGUCCUCUGCUUUACUCACCCUGGUGACGGCAACCGAUCUCAGCCAGUUCAAGUUCAGACUCACGAAGAUGUUCCUGAAGAAGUUUCUAGUUUGAAAUUUGAGGAUAUCAGUGACCGAUCAGUUAAAGUACUGUGGUCAGAACCUGACAAGAGUAAUGGCAUUUUGAAAGGAUACACGCUGUCGUACAUGGUGAAAGAUGCUCCCCACACUGUGGUCACCCAGAACUUUACAUCAGAUGUUUCAAGCUCUGUCAUUUCCAAUUUAACAGCAACAACAUUCUACACCUUCGAAGUCUAUGCAUGGACAUCAGUAGGCCCUGGGGAGUCAGUGACAGCGACCAUUCAAUCUGGUGUUGAGCCGGUAUUACCGAGUGCUCCUGACCGUCUAGCUGUUUCAAAUAUUCAAGCGUUUUCUGUGGUGUUACAAUUCACACCUGGUUUUGAUGGAAAUUCCUCUAUUUCAAAGUGGACAGUUCAAGCAUUGUCCUCACGUAGCAGCACAUGGGAGACAAUUUAUGAAGUUUCUGCACCAGAUGCAACAACAAUAACUGUACAGAAUCUUAUUCCCUUCACAAAAUAUUAUUUGAGAUUAAUUGCCAAUAAUUUGGUUGGCAUGUCUGAACCCUCGGAAGCUUCCCCAGAAUUUCAAACUCUCCAGGCGGAGCCAGCUCAUCCCCCAUCAAACAUGACUGUCCGAGCCAUGUCAGCAACUCAGCUCCGUGUCCGCUGGAUUCCUCUUCAACAAUUUGAGUGGUAUGGUGCACCUCAAGGAUAUCUCAUUAAAUAUCGAGUCAUUGGCUGUGAAUGUGAUUUCUCAGAAGAUUUUGUGCAGGACAUAACUGCCAAUUCACAUCAGCUAAUUGGUCUGGAGGAAUAUACUCAAUAUGAAGUUACAAUGGUGGCAGUCAACCAUAUUGGACCGUCUGCCUUGGCACCUGCUGCAAUAGAGAGGACCAGAGAGUCAGUUCCAAGUGCUGGUCCCGAUGGAGUAACAGCAAAUGCAACAUCCUCUACAACAAUUGUAGUUAGAUGGGAGCAUGUUCCUCUUGUUCACCAGAAUGGGAUUAUUGAAGGAUACAAAGUUGUGUAUGUUGGUAAGAAUAUGAAACCGCAGGAAAAGUUGAUUCCAAAUAAUACUACGUUUGCUGCCACACUGACAGAACUUCGCAAGUACUACCAAUACACUGUACAGGUUUUAGCCUAUACUAGACACGGGGAUGGUGUGCUAUCAACCCCUUCACUUCUUGUGCAAACUCAUGAGGAUGUACCUGGUCCACCUUCGGAUGUGUCGUUUCCAGACGUUUCCUUUACUUAUGCCCGCAUAAUUUGGGAUGUUCCUGCAGAACCAAAUGGUGAAAUUACAGCAUAUUCCAUUGUCUACCAUCUGGAAGAAAACACUGAUGUAAACAACACUUUUCAGUUUGGACCUACCACGCGUACUUUCAAAGCAAUUGAACUGAAACCAGAGAGCAAUUACAUGUUUCUGGUAAGUGCUCGUACUCGACUGGGCCAGGGAAAAGUGUUGAGGGCCCCUGUAUACACAACCAACAAUAGAGAACUUCCAGCUCCACCGUCUCGACCAUCUGUAUCUCACUCUCAGAUCACAUCUACAAGCAUAACAUUCUCAUGGAAUCCUGGAAGAGAUGGAUUUGCACCUAUUAGAUAUUAUACAGUCCAGUACAUGGAGGGAUCUGGAGGUUGGCAGCCAGUUGAAGAAAGAAUUGAUUACUCUGCCACAAGUUAUACUGCUUCGUCAUUGAAGCCUUUUACUGCCUAUAAAUUCAGACUUCAAGCUACCAAUGACAUAGGCGCAAGUGGGUGGAGCGAGAGCAGCGUAGAAGUGCGUACGCUGCCAGCUGAACCUUCUGAACCUCCAACUGACAUCAAGGUUAUUCCUAUCACAACUAAUAGUGUCAGGGUAGAAUGGACACCCCUAUUCCCUGAAUCUUGGAGUGGUGAUGCCAAGAGUGGUGGGUAUAGGGUCAAAUACCGUCAGAUGUCGGAUAUACCCACCGCAUUUAGUGUCCAGCACAAGGAAUUAAGAGAUAUUCUGGCAAAGGAAAUUGUUCUGAAGGAGUUGCAGCGUGAUACCAACUAUGAGGUGAUGGUGGUAUCCUUCAAUGCUCAAGGAGAAAGUCCUCCCUCAGCUCCUUCAACUGUUUAUGUGGGAGAAGCUGUUCCUACUGGUCAGCCAAAAAAUAUCCAGGCACAACCUGUGUCAUCCACAGAAAUCAAGAUAUUGUGGGAGCCACCGGAUGAAGAAGAAAUGAAUGGGGAACUUCUUGGUUACAAAAUUUUCUACAGAAGUGAGAAUGACCCAGAGGGAUCAGAAGAUACUGAAGUUGUAGGAGCAUCUACCAGAGUCUACGAACUGCUCUAUCUAGAUAUGUACACCAGGUACAUCAUUACAAUGCUGUGUUUCAACCCAGCUGGAGAUGGACCAAAAUCUGUGCCAGUAUACACAAGAACGCUUCAGGACCUACCAGGACCUGUGGCAAACCUUAGUUUUACAGACAUAACGAUGAACAGUCUGAAAGUAGUUUGGAAUGCCCCUGUUAGACCAAAUGGAGAUAUUCAAGGUUACAUUGUUACUUAUGAAACGGCCAGACCAGAUGAAAAUUUUAGUAAGCAAGUAAAGCAAAAAGUGGUGACGCCAUAUUUACUCGUGAUGUCAUUAGAAGAAGAAGUAACAUAUGAAUUUAGUGUUCGAGCUCAAACAAUCGAUUAUGGACCUGAGGUACGAUCAAAUGUCACAACUGGGCCACAGCCAGGAUCCCCCGCAAGGCCAAAAGAUCUCACCUUAACAAAGACAGUUUCCAGCGUAACGCUGCACUGGCGCAAUAGUCAUUCUGGAAAGGGUGCUAUUCUGGGCUACUAUAUAGAAGCUAUGAAAACAGCUGGCUUAGAAUGGCAGAUGUAUUCUGAUAAGUGGACAGUUUUGAUGAAGACUGAAACUGGGGAGAUUGAGGAAUACACAGUUUCGUAUCAGAACUUGCUACCAUCAACCCAGUAUGAGUUUAGGCUUAUUGCAUAUAACCAGUAUGGGAUAUCUUAUCCUGCAGUAGCAAAUGAAAAGAUUGUCACUCCUUCAAAACGAUUUUUGGAAUAUGGAUAUCUGCAGCAAAGACCAUUCUACCACCAGACUUGGUUUAUGGUUACAUUAGCAGCAGUUUCCGUGGUUUUAAUAAUUAUUGUGAUUGCUGCAUUGUGUGUCAAGAGCAAGACCUAUAAAUACAAACGUGUUGUAGAGGAAUUGUUAUCAGCACAAGAAGCUGCUAAUAAGACCAUGGAAGAGUCCUUGAAUACAGAUGAAACUGCCUUCUCGACCUUUGAAAUGCGGCAGUCGAGAAGAGGUACCAUGAGUAAGAGAAGCACCUUGGGCCGAAGAUCUGUUAUUGGGGCAACCGCUGUUGUUAAUGCAAAAUCUCCACCAAGACCAGCUCCAGCUUCUGUCACUUACUCAGAUGAUGACACUGUUAAAGGCUAUGAUGAGAAUCCGGAUGAUUCAAGUGAGCUGACAGAGAAGCCGACAGAUUUGUCCUCUACUGCCUCAGAGCAGGAAUCUGAGAGUGAAAAUGAAUCACAUCAUUCAGAACCACAUUCCUUCGUGAAUCACUAUGCCAACGUCAACGAAACCUUCCGUCAGUCUUGGCGCCGUCAAAAGCCGGUUCGAAAUUACUCGAGCUACACCGACUCCGAAGCGGAGGGUAGUGCCGUCAUGAGUCUCAAUGGCGGUCAAAUCAUAAUGAACAACAUGGCGGGAUCAAGGGCCCCCUUGCCUGGGUUCUCAUCAUUUGUAUAGUCAGUACACUUAAGGGUACAUAACUGAUAAGAAAAGACAAGUUAUUGUAAGUCUUUGUAAACUUGUGAUAUCCUAUGUUAGAUGUGGACGGCUCAUCGUUAACUGUAGGAAGAUUUGUAAAAAUAGAAGGAAGUCAUUAUGUUACUGCCACAUAUUUAAUUAAAAGGACCCUUCAGUCCUAAAAUAUCUGUGAUAUGUACAGCAUUAGACUAAAGAUUCCACUUGAUUACUCCUUUUUCCUUUAGAUGCCAUUUGAUUACUUGGCUUUUUUUCAUGUUUCAUUGGUAGUGAUUCUGUAGAUAGCUUAGCAGAUAGGCAUUUGUCUCUUUCUUCCAAAUAACCCUCCCAUGUAAAGUACUCCAGAAUAAAUGAAAUGUUGCAUGUAGGAUAGGAAUAUGAAUUGGGAGCCUUAUGUUGGUGGUAAGUACUGUACUAUUUUGCAUUUUAUAUCCAAAUUGUUACUAGCAUAAUUAUUAUGCUUGACAUUUGAAUGGCAUUAAGGUUAUUUAUGUCUGUUUUUUGAGAAUAGUGGGAUUACAUUUAUUCCUGUCAGUUCAGUACUAGUUUUGUGCUAAGCACCAGGUAGAAACCAUCAACAGAUUGUUUUAUAACAGGUGCUUUUUAUGAUUUAAGUUGACAUACUGCAUUUGGGAAUUUUAAAAUUGGGUUGCUUGUCAUUUCUACCAUCCCAGAAAUAGUUCAAUCUGUCAUUUGAAAUGAAGCAGGAAAUGCCUUUGUAAUUAUUUACACACUUCCUUACUAUGGGGGAGUCUUGUGGCUUCGUCAUUUCCAUGGUGACCAGGCUGACCUCAGGCCCAUUUAUAUAUUGUACUAUAAAUGGAUAUAUGUGCAUUAAUUCUUGUGUAUGCUUUAGUAAUUCUAGUUAUACAGAUGUUUAUAUAUAGAAGUGGGAGGCUGUGAGCAUGUUGAGAAAAUCAUAUCAUUUGCCCUUCUAGAUGGAAUGUGGUGGUGAUUCACCCUCGUUUUUUGUUCCAUUCUUAACAUCUGCACAUGGACUAACAUUGGUUUACAGUGGUGAGUGCAUUACUUGACUUGCUUACUAGAAAUUGGCAAAGCUCCUGUUGUACUUUAGGAGAACUUUGAGAGACUAAUGUCAGUGUUUGACAAGUAAAAUUAGUUUUAAAAUUUCAAGAGUACAUGAGUGUGCUAAGUUUAUAAGAAUCUCAUAUUAUUGUGAGAAUGAAUUUUUGUUGUUAUAAAUGGAUCUCUAAAUUAGAAGUAAUUGCUCUAUACAUGUGGAGUGAACACAAUUAAUGACAUCCUCAAGUAAAAAUGCCUUCGUAGAGUGUUUCAAAUAGUUAGAUUGGGCAGCAGCAUUAGUAUUAUUCUUAUAAGGACCAAUAACUUUAUCCUGUUUGUAACUCGAACAAAGGUAGUGAAUUAGAGUUACAAGCAUUACAGUAGUAACUAAAUUCAUUUUAAAACAGGAAAGUCACACACACAAAGGAGGACAAGGCUCAAGUUUGAAAUAUAUUGCCUCAUCAAAAAUGUUCCUAUGCAGUUAUUCCUGAAUGAUGGGCAUUUUUUGCACAAGAAUAUUUCCUUAUUCAGUGCAUUUUACUUUUCUUUUGAAGUGACUAGCACAGGUAUUUUCAGUAUGUGCCAAGUGGGAUAUAUUAAACGUGCUUUUAUGUGCAUUCAUUAUCUGAUGUGAUAAUAUUUAGUGUGAUUUGUAAGGCAGUUCUUUUGUUAUUAAACUAUUUUUACCUCUAUCACAAUUGUGAUAUCAGCUCCUCUUUGUAGUUAUACACACAGUGAAUGAUUAGUUGAAAUAUGGUGCAAACUUUACCCCUGUAUUCUCCAAACUCAUGUUAUGUUUGAAGAAGUAUGCUAAUUGCCAUUCCAGUGUCUUUUGUCUUUAUAUCCAGAAACAGUAAAUGUUCAGUAUUUGAAUGCAUUUAUUAAAAAUAGUGUAGGGGUUUGCCCUCGAUUUUUGUGAAGUAUUGAUCUCUUUAAGGUGACAAAUUGGUGUAUAUGUAGCAUGUAACAUCUCAGAUUACUGGAAGUGCCUUCUAUAAUAUAGUAGGUGAUUCAUUUAAUAAUACUUUUUGUUUUAUUAGUCUAGAUUAUGCCCAUUGGUAAGGAGCAUUAACAAAUCUAUCUUUGCCAUUUAACAGUGCAUUUAUAGGCAUUCCAUUCACAAAUAUUUGGAAAGUGCACAGUAUUUUCAUAAAAUUAUGAAUGCUUGGCAGAUUAUGUUGGUAUGUCGUCAUAUGCUUCUCUGGCGGAUUUCCUUUUUGAUGGAUAUUUUAGUGUUUUGCUAUGUCUAAUUUAUUUAUGAAAAAGAAAAUAUAUUAAUACAGAGGUCAGGAUUUUUUUCAUGGUAAUGUUUUUCAGUUAUUUUUGUGGUAGGGAAUAUAUCACAUUUCUGAGGAAAAUAAUUGUUCACCUUUUGCAUAGUUGAUGCCAUUGUGUUUUUUUAUGAACUAACCAGUUUCUUCCUGACAAAGCAGUUAGAUUUUAUAUGCACAACAUUUCCUACAUUGCACAACACAGCAGAAAUUGCAGUACUUACUGGCUUUUGCUUUAUAUUCUACCCUGCUUUUUAAGUCUUAUUUUGUUAAUUAAUAUUUUGCCAGUGACAAUAAGUAAAGGAAUGUCAGGACUUGAACUUUUGGUACACUUCUUAAUCAGCAUUUUGUAAGUGGAAGGUUGACAAUGUUUAUAGCUUUGGUGUGUAAGUCUGAAGGCACAGUUCAUAUUAAGACUAAGUACUUGAAGCACAGUACUUACAUAUCAUUUUCCUUUCAGCCUUAAACCAUAAAAGGUAGUGUGGAUUAAGAGUUAACUUCAUUUCCAAUGAUUUUUUUAACAGUACAAGGCCUUUUGUAAAACAUUGUGAAUUUUAUAAUAAAACUCAAAUAAA
Messenger RNA from Macrobrachium nipponense, 9927 nucleotides. RefSeq names its product protein sidekick-like (gene sdk). The transcript is spliced from 37 exons. Gene Ontology annotation, biological process: cell-cell adhesion. NCBI's taxonomy places the organism in Eukaryota, Metazoa, Arthropoda, Malacostraca, Decapoda, Palaemonidae. The record is from RefSeq and is a predicted model, not a curated record. Gene Ontology annotation, molecular function: protein binding. The coding region runs from base 453 to 7040 and encodes 2195 amino acids.